AAAUAACUGUAGAAAUUGGAAGUAAUAUUUGAGGUAGUGUAGUUCUUGCAAAGCCUUUAGGCUUGUAUCGCAUAGAAUCCUUAUUGUUAGAAAGUUUAUUUUUUUGUAUUUUGUGGGUAAAAUUGGGUUACUGACGUUUAAUGACUUCUGCUAUGGGAGACUUGCACACCCUAGUGGAGAGCCAUAUUACAUACGAAAAGUGUAGUUUAUGUCUGUUGGCAAAAAGGAAAUUAAAUUAAAUUUUCCGAAAGCCGAACACAUGAACAGUGUUAAAAAACAUCGUGUGAGAUGAUUUGUCUAGAAAUCAUAUAUUUUUUAAAGUUAUCAUACUUUUAUUUUGAAAACUAAAUAAUGCACCGGAAGUGAAAGUUUCGAACAGUAGAGUGAAGUAGUACGAUACAUACACACACACGAAGAAAACGAUCUACCUAUUUCUACCUGAUGACGGUCAAAUAAGACAUAAAUCUUUUAUUCACAAGGAAAAAACUGAAAUUAUCGGACAAAAAAAAUGAACUUUCAGAAAAGCUUGUCAAGAAACUCGUAAGCUAGCAGUCUUCUCCUUUAGCAGCUACAAUGCUAAUGGCUGUGACGGCCGGCUUUCCCCCGUUUAAUCCGCUCCAUCGAUGACCAUGGAUGUCAAAGCAGUCCUCGAGUUUGCUACAGUCACACGAGGCCUCUCUUUGCUUCUGCAGGCUGUCGUAAAUGCUGCCAUUCCUGACCACGAAGCUGAUGCGUUCAGGCCCCCUCGGACAGAAGAACCUCUGUACCUGGACUCGCUGGUGGAUUGGUUGUUUGGCGGUCUAUCCCACUGGGAUGCAGAGCAUUUUCUCUUCAUCGCGGAGAAAGGAUACCUCUUUGAGCACAACUUUGCCUUUUUCCCUCUCUUCCCUGUCGUCAUCCGGGGCCUGGUGGAGACUUUGUUUUGGCCCCUGAGCAGCUGGCUGAGCUUGCGGGGCCGGCUGCUGCUGGCUGUUGCUCUGGGAAACACUGCUCUGUUCCUUCUCAGCGUGGUAUCCCAGCAUGCCCUCAGCAGACUCGUCCUGCAGGACAGACGCCUGGCCCUGCUCUCCAGCCUGCUGUACUGCAUCACUCCUGCCAAUGUUUUCAUGACGGCCGGUUACUCCGAAAGUCUGUUUGCUGCUCUGACAUUUGGAGGUCUGUUCCUCCUGGAGAAAGGGUUCACGUUCAGAGCCUGCCUUGCCCUCAGCAUCGCCACGGCAGCACGCUCUAACGGCCUCGUUAACAUGGGCUUUUUACUCUAUCUCCCAGCCGUGCAUGCCAUUUCUCAGAUCCGAGAAUACCGUGCCACAUCUAAAGGCCACAGUAAAGUCCUCCAUUACAUCUGGGUCAUCACCCGUCUCCUCCUCACCUCCCUCUUUGGGUGCACAAUAAUCGCCCUCCCCUUUUGUGCUUUCCAGUAUUAUGGCUACAGGACUUUUUGCACCCCCUCCACCUCUCCGGAGCAGGUCCAUCCUGCUCUCCUGUCCCUGGCGGAGAGCAAAGGUUACCGCAUUCCUGAUGAAAAUGGUCCACCGCCCCUCUGGUGCAUGAGACCCCUCCCUCUGCUCUACUCUCACAUCCAAGACGUGUACUGGGAUGUGGGCUUCCUCCGCUACUUCGAGCUGAAGCAGAUACCCAACUUCAUCCUGGCCCUGCCGAUGGCCACACUCGGCAUAAUGGCUGCGUAUGCAUAUUACCAAGCGAAUUCUGAACUCUGCUCAAGACUUGGACUGUGGAGAGCAGGUCCAGACGAAGGGCUUGCCAAACCCACGCCAGGCUUUUUUAACCCCCGGGUUUUUGUCUAUGUUGUCCAUUCAACAGUUCUCCUGGUCUUUGGAACACUGUGCAUGCACGUGCAGGUUCUCACUCGGUUCAUGGCCUCUUCCUCGCCUGUGCCCUUCUGGAUAAGCGCUCACCUGCUCCUCCUCAAUGAGCCGCUUCUCCACCAAAGGAGAAUGUCGAAGCCCAACGUGCAGCUGCAGCCCCAUUCAAGAAGUCACACGCCUCAAAACCCCAUCGUUGCACUGUUGACGCACUUCAGAAGCUGCUCUCCGACCACACGGAGCAUUCUGGGAUACUUUGUCUCCUACUGGCUCGUGGGGCUUGUGCUGCACUGCAACUUUUUGCCUUGGACUUGACUUUAGAUUCAACUGGGCUGUUUUUCUAUGUAGGACUGGGCUGGAUCUGCAACUUUGGAACACUAAAAGUAAAUAUACUCCGGGUCGUUGCAGAACACCCCAUAAAUAGUGAAAAGUACAUGUUAAAUGCAGUCAUUUGCAUGCAAAUACUUAAUAUACCUCAAACAAUUUCAGUCUCAUUUCUUUAUAAAAGAAAAAAAAACUUUGGGUUGCCAGAACUUGGAUAAAUUAUUUUUGAAUGUUUUUUUUCGUGGUGUUUCAUUUUAUUUUUGUCGUUCUUUGAAGACAACGUUAAAAACAAUUGCAUGACUUCAUUUAGUGCGGGGGUUUGGGGGGGGUGAAUUUCUUCUUUUACCUUAGAAAACUUGAAUUAUUUAUCUCAGCUGCUGCACUGCAUGUCCAAAAGAUCUGCUCCAAGUCAAAGCUGGAAAUCUUUUUUUGUAAAUAAAAAAAUAUAUAAAUAAAGAAAA
Molecule: messenger RNA, 2608 nt
Organism: Oryzias latipes (Japanese medaka)
Lineage: Eukaryota; Metazoa; Chordata; Actinopteri; Beloniformes; Adrianichthyidae
Gene: pigv
Product: phosphatidylinositol glycan anchor biosynthesis, class V
Biological process (GO): GPI anchor biosynthetic process
Cellular component (GO): mannosyltransferase complex; endoplasmic reticulum membrane
Molecular function (GO): GPI mannosyltransferase activity; alpha-1,6-mannosyltransferase activity
Source: RefSeq, a predicted model, not a curated record